Messenger RNA from Hyla sarda, 7948 nucleotides. It is a transcript of the gene KCNAB3, whose product is annotated as potassium voltage-gated channel subfamily A regulatory beta subunit 3. Lineage: Eukaryota; Metazoa; Chordata; Amphibia; Anura; Hylidae. Gene Ontology annotation, biological process: regulation of potassium ion transmembrane transport; potassium ion transport. The record is from RefSeq and is a predicted model, not a curated record. The coding region runs from base 495 to 1700 and encodes 401 amino acids. Gene Ontology annotation, molecular function: transmembrane transporter binding; potassium channel regulator activity; voltage-gated potassium channel activity. Gene Ontology annotation, cellular component: cytoplasm; voltage-gated potassium channel complex; membrane. The transcript has 14 exons.
UAGCUGCAUCAGUGCAGAGAAGGAUGUCGGAGAGAGAGGAGCGGGGAGGGAUGUGGAGGGCCCCCCUGGAUAACUGCAGAGCUGUCCCAUCACCGCACACAGGGCAUUGUCCCUACACCUCCAUCAUCUCCAUACUCAUCAGUACCAUGUAGAUCUGCCUCCUCCCCUCCACCCCCUCCAGAACACUCUCUGCCCAAACCCACGCAGUAUCCUGACCCUCUCCACAUCUCCUGGACCACUCACUUUUUUGUCUUCCCCUUGUCCCAUCCCCCUCCCACUCCUCCCUUGUCUCUCUCCAUCCCCCUCUGUCUCUCUCCAUACCUCUGCUGUAUACAUCUCCAGCCUCCUGUGUGCUCCUUCCUCAUCCUCCUCCUGUCCUCUUCUCCUCUCUUUCCUGUAAGUCCUCAUCCCCUUCCCCAGACAGGUUUGGGGCCCCCGAACACAUCCCCCUCCCCAUCACCUCAUAUAGUCUUCUACCUUCUCUCGCUCUCAAUAUGCAAGUUUCUUUUGCUUGCACAGAGCAGACAUUGAGAAGUAGGACCAGCGAGGACCGUCUUUGCCCCAAUCGCCCUUCUGGUGGGCAAAAUGGGGGAAGCGGGGGACAGACGAAACUGCGCACUCCCCCAAUGGGGACAAAACACCCCAACCAGGUGAUCCCCCUUCUCUCACACAUCCUGCGGGAGUCUACGGGGAAAUCUACUGGGAUGAAAUACAGGAAUCUCGGGAAGUCCGGAUUACGUGUCUCCUGUCUGGGUUUAGGAACCUGGGUAACGUUCGGAUCUCAGAUUUCAGAUGAGGUGGCAGAAAAUCUCAUGACAAUUGCCUACGAACACGGGGUUAAUCUGUUUGACACUGCAGAGGUGUACGCGGCGGGCAGAGCAGAGAGGACAUUGGGAAAUAUCCUUAAAAAGAAAGAAUGGAGGCGUUCCAGUUAUGUGAUUACAACCAAAAUCUACUGGGGAGGCCAAGCUGAGACUGAGAGAGGAUUGUCCCGAAAGCAUAUUAUAGAAGGUCUCCGGGGAUCUCUGGAACGGCUGCAGUUGGAAUAUGUCGAUAUUGUAUUUGCGAAUCGUAUGGACGCCAAUAGCCCAAUGGAAGAAAUUGUACGAGCCAUGACCUUUGUGAUCAACCAGGGGAUGGCGAUGUACUGGGGCACUUCACGCUGGAGUGCGAUGGAAAUUAUGGAGGCCUAUUCUGUAGCUCGCCAGUUUAACCUCAUCCCUCCCGUGUGUGAACAAGCUGAGUAUCAUCUCUUCCAACGCGAGAAAGUAGAGACGCAGCUCCCCGAGCUGUAUCAUAAGAUUGGUGUUGGCUCUAUGACAUGGUCUCCUUUAGCAUGUGGCCUGAUUACUGGGAAAUAUGCCGACAAUAUCCCCGAAAAAUCUAGAGCUUCCUUCAAGGGCUAUCAUUGGCUGAAAGAAAAAGCUGUGAGUGACGAAGGAAAGAAGCAGCACAUAAAGGUGAAAGAUCUGCUUCCUAUUGCCGAGCGCCUCCACUGUACAGUCACCCAACUUGCUAUAGCAUGGUGUCUGCGUAGCGAAGGAGUAAGUUCUGUACUUCUGGGUGUCUCCAAUUGUGAUCAGCUUAUUGAGAAUUUGGGGUCCAUCCAGAUUCUCUCACAGAUAACACCCCAGAUCAUAGCGGAGAUAGACCAGAUACUUGGCAACAAACCCAACAUAAAGAAAGAUUCUCGCGCGUGAGGACAUCAUCUCCACAUUCUGGAACCCUUCGAGUGUCUUCAAGGAUCGAGGACAUGAGACAUACGAAAUUACGCUCGCCUGGUGCAUGGUCCCCCACUCUGGCAGUGCUGAGAGAGCGGGAGGAGAACAUUUAGCCAGCAAUAAUGGGAGGAAAACCAGCUGCCUGCUUAGUACUUUGGGGUCAAUACAUGCAUUAUUUCAUGUCACCCUGCAAGGGGAGGGUCAGAGAUUUAAUGACUUCACUUAUACAAUGGGGGAAGAACACAAGCAUGGAACCACUCAAGAAGGAACAGACUCUUGGCGCUCAUAUUUCUUGAUUUCCUAUGUAAAGGACUUCUAGCUUUCCUUUGUUUCAAACAGCAGGGGAAAGAUAAAACGUAUAGCCCCAUCUGUAUCACCCUGCUCAGGGAGGUGCUGGCUCCCCGCUUCAAUGUUACCAUGGACAGGGGCAGAUUCAUAGACUCAUUGCUUCUUUCUGUGAUAAGAUGCAGGACAGGGGAAAAGCUUAUAGUUUCCUUCUAUCACCUUAUAGAAGGAGGAGCAAAAUCAUAGCUUUCAUCUAUGUUACCCUGCCCAGGGAGGGGUAGGUUCAUGCCUUCUUAAUAUCUGUACAAAAAGGGAAGACUCAUAGCUCCUCCCAUAUGUAUCACCCUGCAGGGGGAGGAGACUCAUAGCUCCUCCCAUAUGUAUCACCCUGCAGGAGGAGGAGACUCAUAUAUCCUUCUAUAUAUAUAUAUAUCACCCUGCAGGAGGAGGAGACUCAUAGCUCCUUCUAUAUAUAUAUAUCACCCUCCAGGAGGAGGAGACUCAUAGCUCCUUCUAUAUAUAUCACCCUGCAGGAGGAGGAGACUCAUAGCUCCUUCUAUAUAUAUCACCCUGCAGGAGGAGGAGACUCAUAGCUCCUUCUAUAUAUAUCACCCUGCAGGAGGAGGGGACUCAUAGCCCCUUCUAUAUGUAUCACUCUGCAGGAGGAGGAGACCCAUAGCCCCUUCUAUAUAUAUCACCCUGCAGGAGGAGGAGACUCAUAGCUCCUUCUAUAUAUAUCACCCUGCAGGAGGAGGAGACUCAUAGCCCCUUCUAUAUAUAUAUAUCACCCUGCAGGAGGAGGAGACUCAUAGCUCCUUCUAUAUAUAUCACCCUGCAGGAGGAGGAGACUCAUAGCUCCUUCUAUAUACAUCACCCUGCAGGAGGAGGAGACUCAUAUAUCCUUCUAUAUAUAUCACCCUGCAAGAGGAGGAGACUCAUAGCCCCUUCUAUAUAUAUAUAUCACCCUGCAGGGGGAGGAGACUCAUAGCUCCUAUAUGUAUCACCCUGCAGGAGGAGGAGACUCAUAGCUCCUUCUAUAUAUAUAUCACCCUGCAGGAGGAGGAGACUCAUAGCUCCUUCUAUAUAUAUAUCACCCUGCAGGAGGAGGAGACUCAUAGCCCCUUCUAUAUAUAUAUCACCCUGCAGGGGGAGGAGACUCAUAAUCUUCUGUUUUCAUCGCACAUACAAUCCCACCAUGUCCAAUUAUGCAAUACCCUGUCCACUCUUCCUACGCUGGACAGAAGGGAAAACACUUCCCCUUAACAUAAAGCACAAUCUAUUUUUACCAUGUCAGUAGCUGUAAAUCAUAUCCACAAUACUGAUGGUUAUACACGAUCGUGUCUCAGUUGCGACAUUAUCACUGCGCAUGAUUCAUCCCGUUCCAUUCCCCUGCGUGCUUGGGGCAUGCUCCCACAGCUAAGCAUUGCAGCACGAGACAAUCAGCUCCGUACAUGAAUAAAAGACCACUGCACAUGAAGACAAAAAGUGUAACCGAUGCUGAAGAACAAUGACCCCUCCCAGCCCUCCUCCCCAAGCACUCCGGCAGGGUCCAUCUCUGUUUUAACACUAGUAGAGUGCUGCUCCGGUAGACCGAUUCACAUUUGCAUGCUGUAGACGCUGGCAUGAAAUGAAAGCAGAAAAAAAAGCAGAUAAAACCAAAAUGAGGUGAUGGAUCUGAUGUAGUCUGAAGUAUGUCUAUAACGUGACGUGCACAAAGAGAAUCUCCGAUAUGAAAUCGGGUCUAUAUAUCAGUUUGUAAUUUUUUGUAUUCUGGCGGUAUUAUAGGGCUUUUGUGAGUUGAUGGGCGCUGCUUCCGAGAUGGGGACGUGACGUCACAGUCACGCCACGCCCCCUCCAUUCAUGUCUAUAGGAGGGGGCGUGACGGUAGUCACGCCCCCUCCCUUAGACAUGAAUGGAGGGGGCGUGGUGUGACGUCACGAGGGGGCAUGACCGUAACAUCACGUCUUGUCUCGGAGGCAGUGCCCGGCACAGAAUGCCGGGGGCUGCACCGAGAUCGCGAUGGUCCCCAGCGGCGGGACCCCUGCAAUAAUACAUCGUAUCCCCCAUGCUUUGGAUAGGGGAUAGGAUGUAUAAACCUGGAAUACCCCUUUAAAGGGUUACUGCGCUCCCCAGCGUUCGGAACUCAAUGUUCCGAACGCUAGGUGUGGGCUUCCGUGUUCACGCCCGCCCCCUCGUGACAUCACGCAACACCCAAUAACGUCACGUGCCACCCCCUCAAUGAAAGUCUAUGGGAAGGGGGCGCAACAGCUGUCAUGCUCCCUCCCAUAGAUUUGUAUUGAGGGGGCGGAACGUGACAUCACGGGGCAGGGCGGGACAUCACGAGGGGGCGGGCAUGAACACGGAAGCCCGCACCCAGCAUUUGGAACAUUGAGUUCUGGACGCUGGGGAGCGGAGAAACUCUUUUAAGCUGCACAACAAAUCUAGCAUAUUUCGAAUACACUACUUGAAACACAAGAUGGCAGCAGAGAUAACCAAAUGUAAAAUUUAAGGGAAUACCGUAGAGAGACGUAAUAUACUAUUUGAAAUACAAGAUGGCUUUAGAAAUUGUCGUCCAGUACUAGAAUUUUAUUACUAUUAUGAUGCCGCCUCAUCGAUGAUGCCCAAGUCCCCACUUUCUGGUUCACAUCUCAAUACUCGGAAAUGCCAGCUGAGCCAUCAAUGGUUAAAGGGCUACUAUCAUGCUGACCAGGGGCAGGAUAUGGUGAAACUCAAAGUGCAAUCCCAUUGCAGUGAAACCCAUUCCUGAAGUCCCGUUCAUGUCUAUGGGACUAUCCGGGAUGUGAUGUCAGGCAGUCCGUCUGAUCAUGUGUGUUUCGACACUAGUCUCGGGCCACAGAAUUGCACUUUUAGGAUAGUUACCCUUUUAAAGCAGGUCAUCAUCCAGGCAGUGAGUGACUGGCAUUACUGUGUGUUGGGAGGCUAAGCGCAGGGAUCGGGCACGAUUAAAACAAGACUGGGCAGAAUGAGCCCUUGAAAAGGUUUUUCUAGUGUUGGACGACCCUUUUAAAGUGUAUGGGCAUUACACCCAUUCAGCACAGGGUUCGGUCACAAGCCCUUUUUCCAAUGAACAGGACUCAUCCACAGAACUUGCUGGGUGUUGUAUGGUUGUCUCCGAAACUCUAUUGCCCAGUGAGAUGCAUCUCUCCUCGCCUAUCAUGGCAGAACUGGCGGGAGACCAUAGCUUGGCUUACACAUUAAAGGGGUAUUCUGGCCAAAUACAUCUUCUCCCCGAUCCAAAGGAUAAGGGGAUAAGAUGUCUGAUUGUGGGGGGCUCCAUGCAGCACCCGCAUUCUAUGAAAUGCUGCGUCUCCAGUCUCAGAAACCUCUUUGUGUCCGCGACUUUCUUUGUGUCCGCGACUGGAGACGUGACGUCACGCCACACCCCUCCAUUCAUGUCUAUGGGGGGGGGGGGGCGUGAUUUGACGUAAUGAGGGGGCGUUGCGUGAUGUUACGUCUCCAGUCCCGUAAACAAAGAGGUUUCCGAGACUGGAGACGCAGCCUUGCAUAGAAUGCAUGGAGAUCUCUGGGGGGUCCCAACGAUGGGCCCCCCAUGAUCAGACAUCUUAUCCCCUAUCCUUUCGAUAGAAUAAGAGGUAUUUGGCCGGAAUACCCCUUUAGUGUCUAUUCACACUUACAGGAUUUGAAGCUGUAUUCAGUCAUUUAGUUUACAUUGGAAUCUGCAGCAUCAAAUCUGUGCAGAAUACUGUACAUAUGAAACUGGUGCAAGAAAGUUAAACAUAUUUGUAAAUUACUUCUAUUAAAAAAUCUUAAUCCUUCCAGUAAUUAUUAGCUGCUGGAUACUACAGAGGAAAUUCUUUUCUUUUUGGAACACAGAUCUCUCUGCUGACAUGAUGAGCACAGAGCUCUCUGCUGACACCUUUGUCCAUUUUAGGAACUGUCCAGAGUAGGAGAAAAUUCCCAUAAAAAUAUAUGCUGCUCUGGACAGUUCCUAAAAUGGACAGAGGUGUCAGCAGAGAGCACUGUGUUCCAAUAAGAAAAGAAUUUCCUCUGUAGUAUUCAGCAGCUAAUAAGUACUGGAAGGAUUAAGAUUUUUUAAUAGAAGUAAUUUACAAAUAUCUUUAACUUUCAGGCACCAGUUGAUAAAAAAAAAAAAAAUAAUGUUUUCCACCGGUGUACCUUUUUAAGGUAGAUUAGAUCUCUUUGUACUCAGGUCCCGCUGGGACCUCUGUAAAUCAUCUGUGAUCAUGGGGGGGAGUAGGUAUUUACCAAUUAUUUUCUUUUUUUCAGAUGACUCUGUAGUACAAAAAUGUGUCAGUUCUUUCAAAGCAAUAAAUGCUCCCCGGAGGGGCCUUAGGCUAAUUUAUACAGGGGAUCCCGGGGAUUUUAACGAGGUUAUAUGAAAAGCAAUAGAGAGCUCUUUUACAGGAAAUUCUACUAGUGGACUUCCCAUUGCUAGAAUCCCCCUUUCUGGGUAAAGCCUCCGGAAAUAUCAGGUUUUUUAAUUGUCAAUUCCAGAUCAAAAUCCAAUGACAGUCCAAGUGUUUAGAUUCCCUGGAGAUGUCUCAAAAUGUAUCAGUCGCAGAUAGGUCAAAAGUUUGAAUCGUUUAGGGUCUCAGUGCAUAGACUGAUCAUUAGAACGAGUGGGAGAAGCACCUGGUGGUGCACUUCACUCCCCGACUCAUUGUCCAGCUUCUCUGCAUGGCCCCACAGGCUUAUAAUGGGGCCGAAGGACAAAGAUGGCUAAGAGCCAGGGAGUGAAGUGCGCCGCCAUGUGCUUCUUCCCGCUCACCCUUCUGAUCAGUGGGGGUCUCAGCACCAAGACCCAAUGAGAACUUUUGACCUGUCUCUGUGAUAUGUCAAAGGCAAUUUUACAUGGCAGACACUUUACACUCUUGACUGUCUUACUACCGACUUCUCUGGGGAACCAAUCAUUUUGGAAAUGACUAUUAAAGGGGUUAUCCAGGAAUAGAAAAACAGAGCUGACUUCUUUCAAAAACAGUGCCAUGUCUGUCCCCAGGUUGUGUGUGGUAUUACAACUUGGCUCCAUUAACUUCAGUGGAACUGAACUACAGAACCACACCCAACCUGGAGCGAUUUUUUGAACGAAAUUGGCUGUUUUUCUAUUCCUGGAUAGCACCUUAUAUGGCAAUUUCAUUAAAGGGGACUCCACUGCUCAGCGUUUGGAACAAAAUAUUCCGGAAGCCUGUGAUGUUAUAGCCCCACCCCUCAUUAUGUCACGCCCCCUCAAUGCAAGUCUAUGGGAGGGUGCGUGACAGCUGUCACGCCCCCUCCCAUAGACUUGCAUUGAGGGGGCGGGGUGUGACGUCACGAGGGGUGCUAUGUCAUCACGAGCUCCCGGCAUCGGCUCUAAUUGUUCGGAACAUUUUGUUCCAAACGCUGAGCAGCGGAGUACCCUUUUAAAUUUGGGUUCACCAAAACUCACGUAGAUUCACUCAUGAUAUUCUGCCGUAUGACUGACCGUGAGCAUCUGUGAUGCCAUAAGGGUUGAAGCCAUUUGACGUGUUACCUAAUUUAUUUUCUUGUGUUGGAACGUGAGCGCCGGUCCGAAAACUGUAACAUUUACCGGAAAAUCAUUCCAUCUUUGGCCAAAAGUCACAUGCUGCCUAAUUCAGGACGUCUUCGGUUAAAGGUCAUGAGAUGCAUUAUGGGUUCAUCAUGGCUCUGAAAUCAGACCACAUGAGAGGGUGUUGUGUUGUACGGCUUCUUGUUUUUUUGACAUUUUAUAUAUAUACAUAGACUUGGCGCUGGAAGCAAUAACUUAAUUUUGUGCACUGUUAUAACAAUCGUUUCCAUCUGCCAGGAUAGUAUAGAAGUCCAAGGCUGAGGAACGUAAACCAGAAGAUGACUAAUGUACGGUGUGACCGGAAGGCAGAGAAGCCAUUGCUCACGCUUGCUUAAUAAUAAUAAUAAUAAUAAUAAUAAAGAAUCUAAAAAAUGAA